UGCACCGCGCUGUUGACGGCUGACCAAGAUGGCUGCGCCCGUUAUCGGCGGCAUGAGCGGUAGAAAUACGCCGGCUGGGGCUGAGACCAGCUUUCGGAGGAAGACCCGGGCGAAACUCCCGGCUAUCCGGGGGACCCGACCGUCCGUGCAUAACGGGCAACUUCUGAUUUCCAGCGGAGUUCCCUCUAUGGAUCACAUCCUAGGUGGUGGUCUAGCAGUUGGAACGCUACUUUUAAUUGAGGAGGAUACGUACAGCACAUACUCCAAUCUUCUACUGAAGUAUUUUGUGGCGGAAGGAGUGGUCAGUGGACAUGAGAUCUUUGUUGCUUCCUCCAGUGAGGAUCCACAGAGGAUAUUGAAGGACCUACCAACACCUCUCACAGGUGAACUACCUAAACAAGUGGAUCUUGAGCCGAAAGUUGAACCUGAGGCUCUUGGAUUGGCAGGGGACAGUAUGAAGAUCGCCUGGCGCUACCAGAAUUUGCCAAAAGUCGAGUCUGUCCCAUUGUCUUCAUCCAGAUUUGGGCAUUACUAUGAUGUAUCAAAAUCAAUGUGUCCAGAAAUGUUGCAGCAUGUCAAGACACAUAGCUUCUACCUUCCAGAAAUGGUCCCUCUGGAGGAAAUGUACAGCUCUUCAAGCAAGAUGACCUGUGACUACAGCCAGCUCCUGCAUUCUAUCCAGCGAGUAAUUCACCAGGGAGGGUUUGAUGGAUCCAAUCCCCAGCAGAGAGGAGAAAAGAACAUUCUGCGAAUUGGAAUCCAGUCUCUGGGAUCAGUGCUUUGGGGUGAUGACAUCUGCAGCGAUGAACGCCCACACCACGUCCACAGCCUGACCAGAUUUCUGUAUGCCCUGCGAGGUCUCCUGCGGUCAUCUCUGUCUGUGUGUUUCAUUACGGUGCCAGAACAUCUCAUCCAGAAUAAAGCAAUUACAGUGCGUGUAAGAAACUUGUCAGAUACGGUCGUUGGCCUUGAAUCAUUUAUCGGCUCAGAGAGGGAAUCCAAUCUAUUAUACAAAGACUAUCAUGGUUUGCUGUAUGUCCACAAGAUUCCUCGACUUAAUAGUUUGAUUUGUGAUGAAACAGACACCAAAGACCUGGCUUUUAAGUUAAAGAGAAAGCUUUUCUCUAUUGAGAGACUGCAUUUGCCUCCAGACUUGUCAGACACAGUGAGCCGCUCAAGCAAACAGGAUGUGGCAGGAUCGGCCAAAUUGCUGAGCUCAGGAUGUGGCACUGCAGCCGUAGGCAAGAAGCACCUGGACUUCUAGUGAUUUCUACCGAGACGAUACGUUUGCAAACGCAGGAGGCACUAACAUCAUCAUUAUUAUUUACUGACUCUCUUUUUUUAUAUGCAAA
This is a messenger RNA of Nanorana parkeri, 1352 nucleotides long. It is a transcript of the gene ELP4, whose product is annotated as elongator acetyltransferase complex subunit 4. The transcript is spliced from 10 exons. Gene Ontology annotation, biological process: tRNA wobble uridine modification. Gene Ontology annotation, cellular component: cytoplasm; transcription elongation factor complex; elongator holoenzyme complex. Lineage: Eukaryota; Metazoa; Chordata; Amphibia; Anura; Dicroglossidae. The record is from RefSeq and is a predicted model, not a curated record. The coding region runs from base 29 to 1264 and encodes 411 amino acids.